Messenger RNA from Mya arenaria, 525 nucleotides. RefSeq names its product ctenidin-1-like. The coding region runs from base 1 to 525 and encodes 174 amino acids. Lineage: Eukaryota; Metazoa; Mollusca; Bivalvia; Myida; Myidae. The record is from RefSeq and is a predicted model, not a curated record. The transcript is spliced from 2 exons.
AUGAAGGUCAUAGCAAUUCUGGCUCUGUUCGGUGCCAUCGUGGCAUGCCAAGCCUAUCGUAAAAAGGGAUAUGGAGGUGACUAUGACGAUGGCUAUAAAGGUGACUAUGGCGAUGGCUAUCGAGGUGGUUAUAAAGGUGGCUAUCUAGGUGGCUAUGGAGGUGGCAAAAAAGUUGGCUAUGCAGGUGGUUAUGCAGGUGUAGAUAAAAGCGGCUAUGGGGUUGGCAUUGAAGGUGGUCAUGGGAGUGUCUAUGGUGGCAAAUAUGGAGGUGGCUAUGACGGCUACAAUGGCGGAAAAUAUGAUAAAUAUAACAGAGGGCGUGGAGGAGGGUAUGGCGGUGGCUACAGUGGCGGUUACGGCGGUGAAAAUGGCGGCUACGGUGGUAACGGUCACGGUGGUGGCUUGAAAAAAAUCCUGGGUCAUGAAGGAGGAUAUGGAAGUUACGGUGGCGGCUUCGGCGAUAACGGUGGUGGCCAUGGUGGUUUCGGUGGCGGCUAUGGCGGAUACCAUUCAAAAAAAUACUAA